Messenger RNA from Nasonia vitripennis (jewel wasp), 1681 nucleotides. RefSeq lists its product as uncharacterized. Bases 446 to 709 code for a protein of 87 amino acids. Lineage: Eukaryota; Metazoa; Arthropoda; Insecta; Hymenoptera; Pteromalidae. The transcript is spliced from 3 exons. The record is from RefSeq and is a predicted model, not a curated record.
GUACUUAUAUAGUUUUCUUGAUUACAAUUUCAUUCUUGACGCAUGAUAUGCAAACAAAACCAGAUCAGCCUUACCUUUCAACUCAAGGGCCGAUUCGCAUGAUCCGAUCCGAUCUGCUAAUCUACUUUUGUUUCCCGUUCGGCAAAACACGUUCAGACGUGAGCAAUGAGCAUAUCAGUGCGUUUUUAGCGGUUGAGCCGACUUCCUCGGAGAAUCUCGGGAUUAAUUCUUUUUCAUUGUAAGACGAUAAAUGUAAAAUCAGACGCAUUUAACCAUAAAAUCACACAUAGUAGAUCGAAGCCAAAAAGACGUUGAACGUUUCUCCUUGAAUUGCCAUAGUCCUGCUGGAUUUCCAGGAAAAGAACCGAGUCAACAAUUAUUUUAUGGAAUUCCUUAUUUACGAAUAAACGACGAUUUUUUUACUGUUUGCAGCGAAGCUUGUAAAAUGGGCAACACGCACAGCAGUAGUGAUUCUGACUCUGAUGGAUUCCACAGACGUAAUCCUUGGGAUGAAGAUGACAGUGAUGAUAGUGACGAAUCGCGUCGAAGGCCACCUUCUCCACCGCCCAAGAAACCAAAACUUGAACUAAAGUACAACGAACAAGACAAUGAGGAAGAAGACGAUGACGAAGGUUCCGAGAUUGAGAAGUCAACCUACAAAUCGCAACAUGGGUUGCUGACUGCAAUGAAUUUCAAUUCUAUUUUGUGAUGGAAAAACUUAAAACGGAUGAUAAGACACACUUUGGUGUAUACGUUUGCGUUUUGAGUAACAUACGAUCUGAAGCUACAGUCAGUUACAAAAGUUACGUAAUUAAAUUAAUACUUUAAAUUCAUCAAAAUUCCACAAAUUUCCUCGAAAGCCAGGUUUUCGUUUUUUAGGAUCAUUAAGUGAAGAUCGACUUUUGGAUGAUUAUUGGUCAUAUCGUUUCGUGCCUGACGAUAAUCGUCAGUUAACAUUCAAGAUCAAUAUUUAUUUUAAAACACCAUCAUCCAAUCUUAAAUUAGAAAAACUGUUGAAAGAUAAUAAAGCAAAGAGUAUUAGAUUAGUUGUGAACGGUAAAGAAUUUCCUGCUAAUAGAACCAUUAUGAAAGAAAGAAGCGCAACUUUUGCAAAGUUAUUGGAUAAAGAUAAGAAAGCAAGCAAACUGGAGAUCAAUGAUGUUGAUCCUGAUAUCAUGAAACAGAUACUAUUAUUCAUUUAUAGUGGCUAUGUAACAAAGCUGUUUACAUACGCAAAAGAACUUUCAGCUGCAGCUGAUAAAUUCAAGUUGAAGGAUUUAAAAGUAAUAUGUAAAAAGGUUUCUUAAGUCAAAAUGAAGCCACUUACAUUUAGUUUGUAAUUUAUUUUCUAAUCUGAUUAAACAAAUCUAUUGUUGAAUCAGAAUCAAGCAGUUUAUACAAAUGAAGUAUAUUCCUUUUUUUAUUUUUAUUUAUAGUAUAAGUAAUACUAUAUGUACUAUUUUAUGUUUCAUAAAUGUUAUGUAUGUUGGAGAUAUCUCAUUUUGUCUCAUAUUUAUUAUUUUAUUGUUGAAGUAACUCGUACACAGAGUAAAUUUUAAAAAAGGUGUUCAAGUCCUAUUUGACGUAUUAUGACUAAAAAAAUCAUCAGUUGAUAAAUGUAAAAAUCAUCAUCAUUGUAAGAAUGGUAUUAUGAUUGAAAUUUCAAUUAAAAAAACUAAAA